GACCGUACAGGGCACCGAGCCCGCAGAGCGCGUGAUUGCUUCUCGAGCUGUCAGAAAAGGCUCUUUUAUGAAUGAAGCAUCCCUUCUGUGGACAAAGACACCAGGGAGAGACUCUUAAGACUGUAGCAGCGCGACUGAUACUGCUGUUCCUCCGUUUCCGGAUAUUAACCGUUCCCGGGGUCAUUAUUAACCUGACUGUGCGCGGUGCGGCUCGUGUGUCCCGACUGAUGGUGCAGAAGAGCGGGCGGUGUUGUUGGACAAUGCGAAAGAACGGUUGUGUGACAGCGGGAGGACGAUACCAAGAUAGAUACUGCAUUUGAUUGACGAGACAUUCACAUGACUUGGCUACGGGGGUGUGCGCCAUAUUCCAGACGCACCUGCUGCACCUCCUGCAAAUGAAUGGUUAUGCUGGGCUGAUGGAUAUUUUUCUAUGACAGAGACAGUAUUUAUUGAUGAUCCUGCCAAGGAUUUCAUGUGCAUCCCUUUCCUGCAAGCAUAUCUUGUCUACCUCAUUUCACAAGUCAUUGAAUGUAAUGCCAUUGCAAGGACUAAUUUCAUCAGCAGCUUUACAUUAUUUCAGAUGAAAACAGCUUUUAUUGUCGUCUUAAAGCAUGUGUUCAGUCUGAUGCAGCUGAAGCAUUGCUCUUUUGUGUUCCUAUGGGAUCAAUUUCACCCUAAGGACUCAGGUGUCCUUGUGUCAGACUAAAUAAGGAUAAUUAUAAACCUGUGGAAUGCUUGAUCUCAAGAUGAAGGAAGCCUGUCGCAUCUGUGGACGGGAGCUCUGCGGUAACCAGCGACGAUGGAUCUUCCAUCCUACCCCCAAGCUCAACCUGCAGGUGCUGCUGUCUCACGCUCUGGGGCAAGAGCUGACUCGGGAUGGCAGAGGGGAGUUUGCCUGCUCCAAGUGCACCUUCAUGCUGGACCGCAUGUACCGCUUCGACACCGUGAUCGCCCGCGUGGAAGCCCUGUCCAUUGAGAGGCUGCAGCGGCUCCUGCAGGAGAAACACCGGCUCAGGCACUGCAUCGGCGGGCUCUACCGGAAAACAAACUCAGAAGAAGGUGCUGUGACAUCUGGAGACAAUGAAGAACUGGGAGAUAGGAUGGUGGACAUUUCAGGCCUCACUCAUGCAAAGUACUGCGCCCUGCUCCAAGAGGAUCUGGUCUACUCUUUGUACGAGUCCUGGGCCGACGACGGCCUGGACUUUCAGAACCACCAACACCCCCAGUGUCCUGCUGGUCCAGGGUCAGAGGUCACCGUUGCAGGCUCACAACGUUGUGUUCCCAGCACUCCCAGGAAGUGUCGCGGAUGUUCCUACUGGCGAGUAGCCGACUCGGACUAUGAAGCUGUUUGUAAAGUGCCCAGGAAGCUGGCACGGAGUAUUUCCUGUGGUCCGUCAUCCAGAUAUUCAGCCAGUGUUAUUGGAGGGAGUGUGAUCGUAGGAGUUGGGGGCGAACGAGAACGAAAUAAUGUAGAGGAUUCAGAAGAACCUGCUUCCUCUUUAACCUUGGUCCCAGGUUCUCGGGACCCCUCAAGGACAUCAGACAGUGAUCGCACCCUUGCUGGAAGAGCCAGCUCCAGCCCCUCUGUAGCAUCCUUAGAGCUGACUGAGGAGUAUAUUCAGACUGGAGCCAUAACAGAUGGGCCGCUGAGCUCCCCUAGGGAGCUAAUAGAUGACCGGAUAUCUGACUCCCUUUCUGAGGAGCACAUGGGAGCCCCACAUGGCCCAGCCUCACCCAGCCCAAGCCUCUCUCUGGCUCUCUGUUUCCUGCAGAGCUAUGCUGCCUACCGGCCAGUCUUAAGCUCUAAGGGGAGCAAGCUGCCAGUGCUCCAACGCAGCUCCAGUAAUGGAGGUCCGAGACUGUACUUCCCAGAUCCAGUUUUGGGAAUGUCUUAUGGAAACCCAGAGGGAGAAAGAGACGGCCACACGCCAACACCUGAGCUGGAGACCCCUGUGAUACGGCUGGUUGAUCAGGACCUGAACCUGGCUAACAUGGAAGAGUUGUUGGAAGAUUUGUACAAAGAGUAUCCUUCCCCACGUCCUCACCAGAGCCUCGUUGAGGAGCAGCAGAGUCAACUGAACCAGUAUGAGUGUGCGGCCGGGCAGUGUGUCAGCGAGCUGCAGAAGGCCCAGCUCCAGGUCCAGUCCCUGCAGGCCAAGAUCCACGAGAGCGAGGCCAACAACAUGAAGCUGCAGGAGAAGCUGAAUGAGAUGGAGUGUGAGCUGCGUUCAAUCCGCCAGGCUGCUCAGAGUCAGGAAAGGACCAUUCAGGGUCUCAGUGAGUCCAUCAGCACCAAGGACAGUGAGGCCCAGGAGCUGUUCCAGCUGAUGGAGGGGCAGAACUCGACUCUGUGUAAGCUGAGAGAAAUUAUCCAUCGCAACCAGCUUACUCAAUGCAAGACUCUAGAGGGGGUCAGUGAGUCCGUAAUGCUCGCCCAGCUGCAGGGCGAGCUGGUGGCAGUGCAAAGCUCCUUGUUCUCCCUCGGGCUGGAGCUGGACGCCAGCCAGAGGAGUCUGAGACAAAGCCAUAGACAAGGAGAAGAUCUGACCAGGUUUAAGGACAGACUGAACUCUGAUCUGCAGGACGUGCAGCAGCACAGGGAUGUCACCGAAAAGCACAACCAGGACCUGCGCAGUGCCCUGCAGAAAACUCGCUGUGAGCUUCAGGCUAAAGAAGCAGCUCUGAAGGAGGCCGAGGCAGAGAGACACACUGUGGUGCAGGAAAAGGAGAGGAGCAUCACACAGCUCAAAAACACUCUGCAGGACAAGGAGCAACAGUUACAGGAGUACUCCGAGAUGAUGGAGUCCACAGGAAGCUCCAAACCAAGAGAUGCCCUGCUGGAGAAACUACGGGAGCGUAUCAAAGAUAGAGACAGAGCUCUGGAGCGCUCCAUCGAUGACAAGUUCCGCUGUGUGGAGGAGCGCGAGGGCCAGGUGAGGAGGCUGCAGCUGGCCCUCAGGGAGAAGGAACGAGACCUGGAGAGACUCCGCUGCAUCCUGUCCAACAAUGAGGAGACCAUCACAAGUCUGGAUGCCCUGGUGCGCGGUAAAGAGCUGGAGCUGGAGCAGGCGGCCGAGGCCUACAGGAACCUCCAGUGGCUGAAGCAGCAGAGCGAGGAGAAGGAGAGAAACACCCUGAGAGAGAAAGACACCAUCAUCAGCCAGCUUCAGGCGGCUCUGCAGACACACAGCCAGGAGGCACAGGAUCUGACAGCCACCCUCAUUGCCAGAGUUCAGGCCGGUCCAACUGAGGUUGUAGAGGAGUUGAAGGCGCGGCUGGCGCUGAAAGAAAAGCUCUUCCAGGAACUGCUGUCAGACCGCAGCCGCCAGUCUAAUGAACACCGAUUACAGGUUGAGGACAUGCUGAACACUCUCAGCUCCAAAGACCAGUAUCUGCAGGACUACUCCUACAGGCUCUCCCUUGUAAUCAGUGAGCGGACUGGCCAGCUGCAGGAGCUUCGCCGACAGCUGUCCUCCACAGAGCAAGAGCUGUGCAAGCUCAACCAGGAAAAGGAGAGAGAAACAGAAGGAGGAACGGAGCCUCUUCUGAGUCUGCUUAAAGAGAAAGAAACCUUUAUCAAGGAGCUGAUGCAGAGCCAGGAGGAGACCAUGCAGCCAUCUUUCACAGACAGGGAGGAUGAGGUGAAGGCUUUGCAGGAGGAGUUGCAGCUGGUAGUAAAGAAGGAGAAGGAGGCUCAGGAGGAGCUCUUUGCUCUGCGUUCAUCUUUGACUCACCAGGACAUCACUGAUCACCAAUGUGUGCUGGAGCACCUUGUGUCAGAGUACAACCAGCUGAAUGAUGCUUUGAGGGCGGAGAAGAGAGUGUACCAAAAUCUCACGAACAUUCACACCAGGAGUGACAGCUCUGAGAAGAUCCAGGCCCUCCACACUGAGCUCGACUCGGUACAGGCGCUCCGCAGCCAGCUGGAGGAGGUCCUGACCAAGACCCGUAACAUGGCCGUGGUGCUGGAACGGGAAGCUAACAGGCAGCCUGACUUUGGAGAGCUCAGCACAGAUGAGGAGGAGGAGGAGGGAGACGAUGAAGAAGGCAGCAGUGACGAGUUCAGUGACAGCAUAGAGGAUGAUGAAAAAGUGACCGCCAGAAGUUUGGCCUCCAUUCAGGUUUGUGGAGCUGAGAGUGUGAAAAGCGUGUUGGUGUCUGAUGUGAAGCAUCUUGAGGAAGCAAAGAAGAUACUUGAAGUCCAGCUCAAAGAAAUAAAGUCACAACUGGAGAGGGAUGGAUACAACUCCAUAGCUCAGAUGAGGAGUGCACUGCAGGGUCUAAAGCAGGAGAAGCAAGCUCUGAAAGACAGUAGAGGACUGAACCAGGAGGAGGAGGAGGAAGAAGAAGAAGAGGAUUGGGAUAUCGAGGAAGAAGAUGAAGAGGAGGAAACAUCUCCGGUGCCGGUGGGGAAGCGUGGUCAUCUGUGUGUUAGUCGGAGUGAGGACCAGGGAAAGAGGGACUGCAAGAGGCCGCGCUGUCUGACCACCCUUCAUCACACACACCAGCCUGAGACGGAAACGGAGCCGGCUGGUGACAGCAGUGAUGUGGGAGUGCUCUGGCAGGAUAUAGGGCAGGGUCUUCAUGAACAAGCGUCCCGCCUGAGCUCCGAUCUGGCUCUGAGCCACCAGGAGAACAGAGAGCUGCAGGAAAGGCUGAUGGUGUCUGAGGCCACGGUGCAUGCUCAGGCCGAACAACUCAAGGACUACAGAGAUCUGCUCACCGAGACCUCUGUCCAGCAGGCCAAUAAGCAGGUGCAGGUGGACCUCCAGGAUCUGGGUUAUGAGACUUGUGGUCGCAGUGAGAACGAAGCUGAGAGAGAGGAUGCCAGCAGCCCAGAGUUUGAUGACUUGGAGAUGUGCACAUCACUGUCCCAUCAGCAGGACUACGAGGGUGGGGGCGGCAGCUGGUAUGCUGGUAGCAGUAACACAGAUGGUUAUGAAAUGGGCGAUGAGUCAGCCUCUCUGCAGCAUCUCAUCGAGGAUCUCCGCUCACAGCUGACCCGCUGCCACAAGGUGAUCCGUGGGCUGCAGCUGCGAGUCCGCUCCCUGUCUACAACCAGCGACUACGCCUCCAGCCUGGAGAGAACCCCACGCAAGGUAAACUGGGCCUUUGAGACAUCACCAGCCCCCAGCGGUGCAGAAGAGGAUGAAGGCUGGAUGUCAGACACCCAAAGGGUUCGCUCGGGGCCCAAGCCCAGCAGGGAGCUGCAGGAAUUGAUGACACGAGUUGCUUCACUGGAGGCGCAGCUUAAGAGCUCCAGACUGGAGGGCAAAGGCCAAGCAGAGGAGGGGAAAUGUGCCACCUGGCCUGGGAAGUACAACACUCUGAUCCAGGCACAAGCUCGUGAGCUGUCCCAUCUGAGGCAGAGGAUGAGAGAGGGGCAAGGGGUCUGCCAUAUCCUCACCCAACAUCUGGGUGACACCACCAAGACCUUCGAAGAGCUACUGCGGGCGAAUGAUAUCGAUUACUACAUGGGUCAGAGCUUCAGGGAGCAGCUGGCGCAAAAUUCCACCCUGGCACAAAGAGUGGUCGCCAAGAUCAGUGGACGGGAACGUGCAGAGAGCCAUGAUGACAAGGCAGGGCAUGAGUUGCUUGCACUACGGCUGAGUAAAGAACUCCAGCAGAAGGAUAAAAUCAUCGAGUCCCUCCACACAAAGCUGCAGCAGCGUCCAGAGACCCCUUCCAGCUGCCACGCCCUCUCUGAGACCACCGACCAAUCAGACAGGACGUCCUUGGUGUCUGAUGAGUACAGAACCAACGAAGAUCUGGAAAUGUGCUCCGAUUUAGACUCCAGAGAAUACCAGGAGGGGCUGCCGGGGCACGGAUCAGAACAAGACGUCCCUCCAUCCUCCAUUCCUCCUCAUGGUUUCCUCAAGACCUCCAGCAGCUGUCCCAACAUGCUUUGCUCAGCCCCUGUGGGUCUGACCAGUCAGUCCUCCAGAGCUCUUUUCAGUGAUCCUGUCUCAUUCUCCAUGCCUGGCCCCUGUGGCCCUGAUGUCUGGGGCAGAGAGGUUUAUUCUGACCCCCGGCCCAGGGCACUGUCUGUGCUCGCUGUUCGCCCAGAGCUGGACACGCUGUACAGACAGAUGAUUGAGCGGAACAGGGGCUUUGCAGUUCCCCAGGACAGGCCUCUUUUCAGUCUCUCACCUGGUGGCCACAACCAGCACGACAUCUCCGGCUACAGCCAGCUCUCCCAUCAUGCAUUUCAACAGUAUCCACUGGGUGGCAUUCCCGAAAACCACUCGCUGAAAUCGGACUCAGGUCUACUGACAGCGGGGACUUUAUGGGACAUGGAGAACAGGGGUCAGCAGGUCGGAGGCUACUCUGGAUCGGGACACCUGCAGGGAAGCAGCCAUACAGGGGUAAAUUUGAUAGAGGAGCACCUGCGAGAGGUGCGCUGUCUCCGUCAGCGUCUGGAGGAGUCCAUCAGGACCAACGAGAGACUCCGGCUGCAGCUGGAAGAGAGACUGGCCUCCACUGGGCGUGAAGGAGGGGCACCAACAAACAUCUACAUUCAGGGACUGGAUACAGUCACUCAGCUGUCCAAUGAGAUCCGAGUCCUGAAGGAAGAAAAUGUGGGCCUACAGUCACGCCUGCAGGCCAGCACAGACACAUGUGAGGAGGUGGUGCAGCUGCGGGAGGCGGUGUUUACAGCUCGCGCUCGCCUGAAACAAGCAGAGCUGGAGGCGGAGCAGUGGAAAGAGGAGCUGAGAAGACUCCAGGCUCACAGUCAGGAACAGGGCCAGCAGAUUCACAUACUGAGGCAGGAACGGCAGGCCAGCCAGGAGAAAACCAACAGGCUCCAGCAUGAGGUGUCUCUCCUGCAGCAGCAGCUCUGUGAGAGCAGAGAGCUCAUACACUCACUGCAGAGCGAACUACAAGUAUAUGAUCAAGUGUGUCCCCGCACAAAAGCCAACAAAGGCUUCCUGUGUGAGCUGCCAGGUCUGCCGGUGGAGCUGGGCGAGCUGCUCGGGGAGGUGAGGAGUCUGCGAGCACAGCUGCAGAACAGCGUCCAGGAGAACAGCGCCCUCAAACAGCUGGAGCUCCACAAGCAGCUCGAGCAGAAGCUGGGUGUGGGCUCCCCUAGGACCCCCGCCCUCUCCGCCCUCACUGCCAGCCCGCAGAGAGAAAACUUCUACAGGCGACAGCUUCUGCACGACCCUGCUCCCUCUCCACCAGUCAGGGACAUUGGUCUGUUUAACUGCGGGUCGCCCGGUCCUCCCUACUCAGACCUGGAUGACAGCCAAAGCACCGCCAAUGACCCUCUCGACCCUCACUCUGAGCUGGAGGGUGAGGCCCCUGAUGGAUCGUUUGCCAACCGUAAUGGGCGCCACGCCAUCGGCCAUGUGGAUGACUUCGGCGCUCUGCAGCAGCAAGUACUAGAGGGCCGGAGCCUCGUCCAGCGCAUGGAGACCACCCUGCAGGCCUGUCUCGGCCCCCCGCUGCUGGAGGGCAACCGGAAACAGAGCAGUGAGCUGGUCCUGGACUAUGGAUGUGUGAAGAGUCUGCUGUCCAACACCAAGACUCUGAGGCAGAUCCUGGAGGAGGCCAUGUCUCUGCUGAAGAUGUUCUGGAGAGCAGCGCUGCCUAGCUCUGAUCCCUCCAUGCAGAACCUCAAGAAGGAGCAGUGUAUGCACGAGGAGAUCUUGUCCCUGAAGCUGCGUGUGUCGGAGCAGGAAGAGGUUCUCAAGGGGACCAUUCAAAGACUGAGGAGCACCAGCCGCACCAAGGAGAACAUGGAGCACUUCAUAGUCAACCAGUUGUCAAGGACUCGUGAUGUGCUAAAGAAAGCCAGAACAAAUUUAGAGAAGAAUGAGCUGAGACUUUCCUCUCUAAGCUCCUCCUCUUCCUCUCCUUAUGCUGAUGAGGACCCAGGAGGGACUGCCAGAGAGCGGACUGCUAAUCGCAGUUUCUUGAAGAUCAGCGGUGCUUCCGGAGCUGCAGUCAAUCAACGUCCAGCAGCAAGGAAGCGCAGCAGCCAAUGCCUGCUUUAAACUUUUAAAGAACCAGCCUCAACGCUACCACCUCUUACCUCUAACCUCUUAUAGCCAAGACAUAACACCCCCCAGCCUCUUUACAGCUCCCUGACACCAGCCUUUUUGUCCCAACAAGCCUCCGUCCCGCCAUGAGAGUGCUUCCGACCCUCCCUCCUCCAGGCAAUACAUGCGCAGUAUAAUCUGCACCUUGAGCCUUACCAAACUCCCUUCAACCCCCUCGCCAAUUUUCUGACUCCCCCCUUCCCCUCCUGCCACAUGUGUUAUUGUCUUUGAGUGAUACAGUUGGCAGUUUGCCUCGUCGUGUGUGUGACAGAAGAAGGUGUUUGAAAUGUGCCUCUGGUGGUUUAGUGACGUGUGUCCUUCUGACGGAGCUGGUUGAAGAUGCUCCUAGAAACUGAUCUCAGACCAGGUGUUUGUUCUUAAACAGAUUUUUGGUUAAUGGGUUGUAUUACAGAAACUUUAUAGAAAAUUAAACCUGAUUUAGGCCUUUUAAAAUGUGUUGAAAUUAACCAUAGACUUGAGAGAACAUAACUUAGGAAUUAAAACCAUAAAUUUCCAUAGUACACCCUCAGAUAUGUAUCUAAGAGCAUCCUCUUUUGAGAGCCAGGCAGCCUGUGGACGGAAAAGAUGUUCAUGAAUGUUUGAUCGUGGCUUGAGAGAGGAAUUCUGCGCACAUGUACAUACACAUUUAUAUCUGUAUGUGUGAUCUAAAACGGCUCACUCAAAGACAACACUUCCUUAACUUCGACUGCCACAGAAAUGCAAGUGUACUUCUCGUGGCGCUUUUAAGAACAAGGACUUUUUUUUGCAAAUGCAACGCAAAGAACAAUGACAUCCACGAUGUAUCACUACACACAGUGGAGGAAUGUAGAGGAGGUAGACGAUCCUUGCGAAAAAGUUGUGUACUAGUACUGGUAUUUGUGGAAGCUUCUGAGUGCUUUGUCAGCCAUCAGCCAAGGGUUAUGAAUAGCAGAACGAAAGCCAGAUAAAGGUUCCAUUUGAGUCGCAAGCUAUUUUAGGGUCUUAAUGGUACUUUUUUGGCAUGUACCUACAUUUGAAAAACUGAACAUGGGAGUCAAAAACAUGGGAGUAAACUAUCUGGUUGGUAGUGAUUUCCUAAGUAAAAAAACAGAGGUUAAAGUGCUGAAAUGGAACUUGGCUAAACACGCGUAUUCAAGCUCCUCAGUAGGAGUUCUCAUACGAGCAUGUGCAAUAAUGAUGUUUCAUGAAUGAUCAUGCUGAACCGAGUUACUAUUUUAUUUUUUGCUUGACACUGGAUUAUUAGUCAAACUCUAUAUAACGUUAGGACACAGUUAGUGUUACGAUUGUACUAUUUACCAGAGUGUUGAUGCAUGACAGAGAUUGUUCACACCUAAGCUGUGGGACAGGGGAUUGCCAAUACUUGCCAAAGUUUAAACUUCGAACUUACUUUGACUUGCCUCAUCCAUGCGAAUGACAAACCCAGGUCUUAUCAGACCGCAGGGAUACCGAGGUGUCUUUUUUUCAGAGGGCCUUCAGAACCACAGAGACGGUAACCGUUAGACACAUUGCUCAGUACAUUUCGAAUUCUGUUACGGAAAUUAGCUCCUUUUUUGGACCAAAACUCAACAGAGUGGAUUUUUCCCACAUGGCCAUAUGCUAUUGUCUUUAUGUUAUUCUCUUGGUUCAGGCCGUCUCAGCAUUCCCAUGGCAAUGGCAAUAUAGGUUAUCAAGUUCUUAUAGAAGAUGCAAACUUUGGCAGGCUACUGGUAGGACCAUUGUUCUUUUAAUUCACUCACUUAUAACAGUUCAAAUUAAGUUUGAUGUGUUCUUGCUGUACAUUUGCCAUUUUGUGCUGUAUAUAACCUGCUGGUUCUAUUCAAACGUGUGUGUGUGUGUGUGUGUGUGUGUGUGUGUGUGUGUGUGUGUGUGUGUGUGUGUGUGUGUGUGUGUGUGUGUGUGUGUGUGUGUGUGUGUGUGCGUGUGUGCGUGCGUGCGUGCGUGCGUGCGUGCGUGCGUGCGUGCGUGCGUGAAAAAACAUCCAACAUUUGCUUUUUGCAAAGUUGAUUUUCUGGGUAGCUGUGCAAUAGCUUUAUAUUAUUUUGAUGUUAAACAUCAUGGUAUUACGAGUAUGUUUGCUGCGGUUGUUAAUAUGCAGUGUGUGAUAGAGGAUUGUGUCAAUUUGUAUCAAUUAGUUACAUGGGCUGUGUCUGACUCGAAACCACACACUAUGCCUUCAUGAUAUCGAAGUCACUGAUCACAAUGUCAUCACCUAUAACAAAGCUCUGAUAAUGUUGCUUCGCUUGCCUUUAUAUUUAGCCUGAGAGCUCAAUCUGCUCUCAGCGGUCGAAAUGGCCUUGAACUAGUGCUCGUCUACCUGGGAUCUGCCAAAUUAGGUUUUGUUUGCGCUCGAGUCUUAGGAAAAAGACUGAAGUUGCCAAGUAUUUUAAUAGAGAUAACAAGUUUGAUAUUUCCUUUUUGAAAUUAGACAGUUAAAGGGAAAGGUUUUGAAGAAUUGUGUACUGUAAAAAGAAAAAGCCAAUGAAAGACUGUGAAAUGUUGGAUCCACAAAGCACCUUGUUAUAGCGUAAACAAAGCCUUUUUUUGCUAUUUGGUAUUAAGAAGGGAAUUGAACAGCAGUUUGACACAAUGCUUUGUUGGUUCUGCGUUGCGUGUGUAUAUAGUGCUAUUUGAUUGGUGCAAUUUUUAUGUGGUUGGAAAGCAGCUUUUUCUGAGUUUGCACAUAAUGAACUAGGAAGCCGAUACAGGACUCGUAUAGAUCCUGUCUCUGAUGACAGUUAACAGUGUGCUGUGUUGGAAAAAGUAUUAGCAAUGACAGAUUUGGGGAAGGAAUAAAUAAAACAUUUUAAAAAGUU
Messenger RNA from Eleginops maclovinus (Patagonian blennie), 10855 nucleotides. RefSeq names its product myomegalin-like. Gene Ontology annotation, cellular component: nucleus; Golgi apparatus; centrosome. The transcript is spliced from 41 exons. Lineage: Eukaryota; Metazoa; Chordata; Actinopteri; Perciformes; Eleginopidae. Gene Ontology annotation, molecular function: molecular adaptor activity; zinc ion binding. Gene Ontology annotation, biological process: regulation of Golgi organization; centrosome cycle; positive regulation of microtubule nucleation. The record is from RefSeq and is a predicted model, not a curated record. The coding region runs from base 732 to 7997 and encodes 2421 amino acids.